Molecule: messenger RNA, 624 nt
Organism: Trichoderma atroviride IMI 206040
Lineage: Eukaryota; Fungi; Ascomycota; Sordariomycetes; Hypocreales; Hypocreaceae
Source: RefSeq, a predicted model, not a curated record
AUGAAAGAAAUUGCGAGCUUAAAUAAGACCGUCAGUGCGACUUUUUCCAAGAUUCUUAUUGACGCUAACCCAGCGCAGAGAACGCUGAAAAGCGCGGGAGACCUCCUUGCAUCGGCUCAAGCCUUUGUAAUCUAUGCAAUUUUAUGCUUGUUCCCUGAUGAAGAUUCUGUGCGGUCCGAACUCAGUGAGGAACAACUCAUCCUGGGUAUAUCCGAGUUUUCGCUGCAGCUAGCAUCCAGCGGCUUGGCCUUGCACGAAGAAACCACCGAUGGCCAAAUUCCCCAAUGGCACGAUUGGGCAAUCAUGUCGGCAAAGAGACGCACGAUUCUAACUAUUUACAUGCUCACUUGGGCGUGGUCUGUUUUGCGUAAUUACCCUUCCUUUUACUGCCACGAGCUACAGUUCAUGUUUGCGCCAUCUCCAAAGGCACUUUGGCAAGCCCAGACCGAAGCAGAGUGGCUAUCGCUGUAUCGGAAGUGGUUUCAAAGGUGGAAGGGAGACGGAUACAGAAUUGGAGAGUUACUCACAAUUCCACCAAAGCAGAUCGAUAGGAGGACGGAGGAUUGGUUAGAGGAGGUUGAUGAAUUUGGCAUGUUGUUAAUGUUACAAGUAAAUGCUAUUUAG